AUGACCAUUGUGCCGCGCCAACGCUCCUCGUCGUCGCUCGCAUACACAGGCGCCCCCCCGCAGCCCCAGCCGUCCCAGCCGUCCCCGCAGUCCCAGCUACCCCCACACCAACACCAGGCCUACCCCCAGCACCACCCGGCCAUGUACCAGCUGCCCCCGCCCCCCCGCCAGCCUGCCUCGGCACCCGCACACAACAUGGGCCUGCCCCCGCCCCCGCCCCGGCCCUCGACCUCGUCGCAGAUGGGCUCCAUGAACAUCCCGCCCCCUCCCCACCCCAACUACAGCCUGGCCGCCUGGGGCGCUCCUCCCCACCAGCGCCAGCCCCAGUACCAGCAGCCCCAGCAGCCCCAGCAGCCCCAGCAGCCCCAGCAGCCCCAGCAGCUCGGCUACAACCCCAGCCUGUACCAGGGCUACCAGCACCAGCAGAACCUGCCUCCGCCCCCCGGCCCGCCCCCGCCACACCAGCAGCUCGACGCCCCUCUCACCUCGGCCACCUACAUUCCUGACGGAGAGUCCUUUGGGCCCGGCGUCGGCAUUCCCGCCCUGCAGCCCAACCACGCCCCGCGACAAUAUGCAGAGCCCACCUUCUACCGCGGAGACGACGGCUUCCCCCUCAACCUCCACGACAGCGUCCAGAGCGUCCAGUACGGCUCCAGCGCGCCCGCCAACGUCAACUACCCCCCGACCCCAAACAGCCGCAGCCACCUCAACAUACCCCAAGACCGCGCCCCGACCUACGACCAAUCCACGGCUACCCUGCAGACCCACAGCAGCGCCUACCAUCACCCAGACGGCCCCGCAUCGCCCCCCAUCACUGCGCCCCAAUGGCCCGCCGAACACGUCCAGCGCUGGCUAGCCGACAACAACUUCUCCAAGGAUUGGCAAGAGACGUUCAGGACCCUGGGCCUGGAGGGUCCGAGGUUCCUCGACAUUGGACGUGGCCACGGCUCAAAGGGCAACGUCGCCAUGAUGCACCAGGUCAUCUUCCCCCAGCUCGCCAAGCAGACGACCGCAAGUGGCACCGGCUGGGACCAGAACAGAGAAAGAGACGAGGGCCGCAAGCUGCGCCGACUGGUACGCCACAUCGUCGAGACGGGAAGCUCGGGCCCUGCUGCUCGCGUGCCAACCCGCACAGAUACAGCCAUGAACGUGCCCAGUGCGGGGACCGAUGGCGGCGUCGAGCACUCGCCUUUCUUGGCCAACCCAAUGACUUUCGGUUCCACCCCUACCACCGCUGGCAAUGGCGAAGACAGCCCCGGCCGAGCCACGCUCCUGCACUCGCCCUCGGCCCCCGCUCCCCCGAGACGGAUCUCGACACAGCAGCGAAACUUCACAGUACCCGCACUGGGCCCCCCACCCGACUACACCGAUACACUUGGCCGUAGCGCCUUCACAAAGGACGUCCUCCGCGACCUGGAGCCCAAUCCCAAGCGGCACAGCCCGAAUGUUUCUGGCGAUUUUGCCCCUUCAGCCUUUGGCUCACAUAGACAAGCCAGCCCGCAGCAGAGUCCGGCCCUCUCCUCGGCACGGCUCGCAGCAAACGGUGGUCAGCUUAGCGCAGGCAUAGCCGCCAACGGGCAACGAUACUACUCGCACGCCCGCGGCAACAGCUCUGAAUCCAAUCUGUCCACGUUUGCCACUACAGGAUCAGGCCCGCCUACAGGACGCUCUUUCGUCGAAGGUCGAUCGGACAGCCGCAGUGAGAACAAGCGGAACGGACACGAAGCUGCACGGCCUGGCACCGGCUUCCCGCGUUACGACAACGCAGAGCCACUGAGCGCAAAGGACCACCACAAGGGCUUCUUUGGCAAGAUCAUGGGCAGGGACAGGAAGAAGCAGGAAAGCCACCCGUCUCCUGACGACACGAGCCUGGACUCUCCUACCAGCCCAGUCAGUCACCAUCGACAGCACCCGAGCGGAUCGGUAUUCGGCAGGUCCGGCAUGAACUCGAGCGAAACGUCCCUGAACGAACGUCCGCCCUCGCGACGAUCCGCGCAAACAGAUGCAGAGAGCCGCUUGUCCGGACGUACCCGCAUCUCCAUGCGAGAGGAGCGCCGAUAUGCAUUUGUCACACCAGAUGGCUGGAAUUAUCGCCUGAUUGACAUCACCAGUGUAGACUCGGCAGCAGCGCUGCGGCAGUUGUGCUGCGAAGAGUUGAGUUCGGGUCUCAGCCAAAUGCCUGGCGUGGAGCUGUUCUUGACAACCCCGGGCCAGUAUGAGCACGAGGACGCACUAUCAGACGCAAAUCUUCUCAAGGCGCGCUCGCAGUUUGGCAACAAGUUUGGGGAGUUGAAGAUCUUUGUCAGAAUUCCUCAAGAAGCCACGAGCGCGGCCUCGGCUGGGCUUGGUGUCUCCAUGGCACAUCCGACUGGGAGAGCUGACGAGCCUGCCUACAGCCGUCUGGAUGCCAACUCCCAGGCCGGGUCUCCUGGCGGUUUGAAGUCUGGCGAAUCGACACUGGUUCCCGCUCAAGCUGCAGCCUUGCGCAAAUUGACAGAGAAGGAGGAGAUGACGCCCGACGCCGGCUCAGGUCGACUGAACGUAGGCGCAAGGCCAACGGAGCCGUCGUGGGCCGCUGACGACGGUGUAUCGGAGCAGGAACGCCGCAGGAUGCUCGAGAUAGCUGCCGAGGAGCAUCGCAAGGAAACGAAGCGCAAACAGGAAGAAUACCUCAAAGGCCGUAUGCAGCGGCUGAAGGGCAACAGUCCUGAUCCUCUGUCUGCAUCUUUGUCUGCGUGUGGUGAUAAUCUUGGGUUCCGAAGCGCCGGUAUCAUUGACUUUGACGAGCCACGCAACUCCCCUUACGAAGAGCUUAAGAAACCCUUCGAGGCUCAGAAGUCAAAGGAGAAACUUGUGCCCAAGAGGGAGCCGCCGCCCGUACCCGCUGACACGUCUACCCUUCUCAAAGCUAACUCGCUGUCAAGGAGCAAGAGCCGUCCCCCAUCCUGGCCAGAAGGCGACGACACGUCGUCUAAGCGGAAAUCGACCGAGUCUGAAUCAGCCAAGCGGAAAGCAAUUCCUCAAGGCCCCAAGGGCCUGUCGAACAUUGGGAUUGCCAUCAUCGGAGCAGGUAUCGCCGGUGGCUCGGUGGGAGCAGCCAACAAGGCGCUUCCCAAGCCUCCGCCAAAGGCGGAGAUGCACGACGCCUCGCCUGAGAGCGCCGUCCGUCCCUCCCAGCAGUUAUUGAAAGAGAGCGGGUUCGGAGCUGCAGCCGGAUCGGGCAGGAACAGUCCAGGUGGGUCUCCUCGCAGCCCCGGCGAUUUUACAAUGAGCAAAGGCAACAUUCCCUUCAAGAUACCUGACUACGUUGAAGCUUUACAAGCGGAAGUGGCCUUUGAUAAGCCCAGCCUCACACUCGCGAUGCCUACUCCACCUCAUCCAACCGCAGAGCAACUGAAAGAACAGCGGCCACGCUCGCCGGAUUUCAGCCCUACCUCCCGACGAGCACCGCCAGCCGCGCUCACGAGAGAAUCGUCGAGGGUGUCGAUUUACGGGCCGACACAUGACUUUGAGGAAGCACAGGUGUCUUUCAAUGUCACAGCACCGAACCUGGAUUCCGAUGAUUCAGACGAUGAUUCGGAUGACGGCCUCUUCGCCGCCCCGCUCGCCGGACGCAGCCCACCUGCACCAGCGAGGACUGUGUCUAUUGCCAGGAACACCAGCGGUCAUCGAGCACAGCGGCCCAAUCUCAAACUCAAAACAUCACGAUCCAAAAACUCGCUGGCCCAGGUCGCAGAACAGCAAGAGCAAAGCACAAACGACGAUCGUCACGCACUGCACAACGACAAAGCCCCAGAGUCCGCUGGGCCCUCUGCAACAUGGACAGAUUCGCCACGCGAUGAGCCCGAUUUCAACCGUCGCGACUCGUUUGCUAGUAACGUCUGGGCGAACCGUCCACCUGCCGAAGCGCUCGUGGACCACCUUGACGAGCUCUUCCCCAACGUCAACCUCGAUCAGCCCAUGCUCGAAGAGGAGGAGACGGAUUCCUCCACAGACCCAGCCAGCGAUUCUUCGAAAGACAGCGCCACGACGCUAACGCCCAUGUCUUCCUUUGAGGACACUAGGCUGGCGAACCCAACACUGAGCCGAGGAAAGACUGGCCUUCAAUCCAUUGCCCAGCGUAACAUGCGCAAGUCUGGCGUCGGCCUUGGGCGGACAAAGUCGAUUCGUGAGGUGGUGAAAUCACAGUAUCACCCCAUGGAGAAGCGGCCGAUGCCGGGCCAAGCUGCUGCCGCAGGCCCCUCGCGGGUCGUCACGCUUCGCAAUGGUGGCGAUAUCGUGAGGAGGAAAUCGACCAAGAUGUUCCACGCAAGGAUCGAGCAGGUCAAGCCAUCGAGAGGAUCGCGUCUCAUCCAGCUCGAGACGAUUCCACAAGACAACCUUCCGCAGAUGCAACGCCAGCCGACGUUCAAAUGGAUGAAGGGUCAACUGAUUGGCAAAGGAACAUUCGGUCGUGUCUAUCUCGGUAUGAACAUCACCACGGGCGAGCUCAUUGCAGUCAAGCAAGUCGAAGUCAAUGCCAAGGCAGCCGGAUCCGACAAGGACAAGAUCAAGGAGCUGGUCAAGAGCUUGGACCAGGAAAUUGAUACGAUGCAGCACCUUGACCACCCCAACAUUGUGCAGUACCUUGGUUGCGAGCGUAAAGAGUACAGCAUCUCCAUCUUCCUCGAGUAUAUUUCUGGUGGCUCCGUCGGCUCCUGCAUUCGCAAGCAUGGCAAGUUCGAAGAGUCGGUCGUCAGCUCUCUCACGCGCCAGACUCUGCUCGGGCUGUCCUACCUGCACCGCGAAGGCAUUCUUCACCGCGACCUCAAAGCUGACAACAUUCUGCUCGAUCUCGACGGCACCUGCAAGAUCUCCGACUUUGGUAUCUCGAAGAAGAGCGACAACAUCUACGGCAACGACGCGACAAACUCGAUGCAAGGCUCCGUCUUCUGGAUGGCGCCCGAAGUCGUCCGCUCUCAUGGAGAGGGAUACAGCGCCAAAGUCGACAUCUGGUCCCUCGGCUGCGUGGUGCUGGAGAUGUUUGCCGGCAAGCGUCCAUGGAGCCGCGAGGAAGCCGUCGGCGCCAUCUACAAGCUGGGCUCCCUCAACCAGGCGCCCCCUAUCCCCGAGGACGUGAGCAGGAACAUCAGCAUCGAGGGCCUCAGCUUCAUGUACGACUGCUUCACCAUCGACCCCACAGAGCGCCCCACGGCCGAAACGCUGCUGCGCGCGCCCUUUUGCUUCUCGGAUCCAAACUACAACUUCUUGGACACGGAACUGUACGCCAAGAUCCGCGGCGCGUUCCAGUGA
Ascochyta rabiei is the source of this 5292-nucleotide messenger RNA. Its product is annotated as Mitogen-activated protein kinase kinase kinase. The record is from RefSeq and is a predicted model, not a curated record. Bases 1 to 5292 code for a protein of 1763 amino acids. Gene Ontology annotation, biological process: protein phosphorylation. Gene Ontology annotation, molecular function: protein kinase activity; ATP binding. The transcript has a single exon. NCBI's taxonomy places the organism in Eukaryota, Fungi, Ascomycota, Dothideomycetes, Pleosporales, Didymellaceae.